GUCUCUGCUUGUGCACAUUUGUUAGCGUUGUCAGAGGAUUCUAUGAAGGCAAACUGAAUAUAGUUUUAAACUCGUUUGGAAAUGUUUUACAUGAAGAAGCUGGCGUGUUUAGCUAGCUACAGACUGUAAUCUGGAGAAAAACAUGGCAGUCACUGGGCUGGUGACCAUUAGUUUUUACAUGAAUGUGUUAAUGAGAAAUGUCCUGUGAAAUAUUCUACAUCAGAUUCUGCAGGAUUGUUAGCAUCUUUGUGCUCUUGGGUGUGAGUAGAAUCUGUUCUUACAUCAGAACAAAUUCCAAAUAAGAAGAUUCUAGUAAACCUCAGAAUCUUUGUGAAAACUGCAUAAGUGGGAUUUAAGAAGAAAUUUCCUCUUAAGAACGGUUGGUGAAUGAGGCCCUUUGGCAACAUGUUUGUUUUCAGGUGAGCCAGUGUGUGGAGCUCUAGGCCUGACCAGUCUGGAGCUGCUGAACUACAUGGACCCCAUGCUCUCUCCAGUAGCCCUGCAAGGCCUACCCUCCCUCAAAAGUUUGACUCAGUAUAGAGGCUGGACUCUAGAUUCAAGCCUGUGUCACCUCAAAACAUGGCUGUCAAUGCUGCCACUCCUCUCAGAGCUCAGCAUUUCUUUGGGGUAUCAACUUGGUGCCAAUGCUAACUCGGUGCCUGGAACAGUGCAGAGCUUGUCGCUUAAAGGAAUGGUGGGGGAGCUGAAGGCCUUGAGGGAAAUGGCACAACAGGUGCCUGAUCUCUUUUACCUUCACUUGGACCUGUGUGGCCAUGAAAGGCACAGCUUUAUUGCUGAGGUUCCUCAGCUUUUCCCUAAGCUUCAGAGCCUGAAAAUGAGACACCACAGUGUUCCUGAAACAGAGUUUCUUCAGCUUGCACAGAUGUCCUAUCUUAAGCACAUAAUGGUUUUAGAUGCUCACAAUUUGAGCCCCAAUUCAGCUCUAAUGGAUCUGGCUCACAAACUGCACAUCCAGACCAACAACAGAGACCAUGUGAUUCAUUCCUCAGAAGCAAAGGAUCGAAAUGUUUGCUUUUGUGCUUAUGAAAUUGGGCCUGUACUGCCCUGUAACUUGGACAAUGAAUUCUUAAUUAUUCACUGACCAAAUGUCUGGUUUGUAGUAUUUUACUGUGGUUGCAGAUAGGGGUGGGAAUCUCUAAGCACCUCACAUUUCGAUUGAUUGAGGGCUGCAAUGCGAUUAUAAUACAAUUACUGAUGCAUCUUUUUUUACAUACAGGAUUUCUUUUUUUUCUCACUGUGUGACAACUUGGAACUUUUGAAGCACAGUGUUUGUAUUGAUCCACAAUGAAUUUACCUUUUUUUUAACAUCUUUUAUUAAUAAUUUAAACAGAAGUCAUGUGGCAAGUCAACUGAAAGGCUCUCAUUCACUGCUCUUGCUUGGACCACAUGAGACGCAGGCUGCCACUCAUCUGCGAUUAAAUGCCCAGUUACGAUGAAAUAAGAUCUUGUGGCAAUGGGUAUCCAUGCAGCACAUUACAGCUAUCCUACUUA
This is a messenger RNA of Pygocentrus nattereri (red-bellied piranha), 1512 nucleotides long. RefSeq lists its product as uncharacterized. The transcript is spliced from 4 exons. Lineage: Eukaryota; Metazoa; Chordata; Actinopteri; Characiformes; Serrasalmidae. The record is from RefSeq and is a predicted model, not a curated record. The coding region runs from base 473 to 1102 and encodes 209 amino acids.